AUGAUGACGGCACCCGUGGAGGAAGAGAACAAGCGAUUGCGACGUGCACUGGCGCAGGCAGAGCGAGAAGCCCAGGAAGCAGACGAAGAUGCGCAGCGGUUUGAACGGGCCAUGCGUCAGGCCAAGCAGCAGCUGAAGGAGUUCCAGGCACAGCAACGGCACACCGAGGAUGCUUUGAGGAAAGAGCUGGAGGAGACGAAAGCAACGGCGGAGAAGCAAAAGCAGGAGCUCCGCGUGUGCCACGCACGCAUUGACUUGCUGGAGGAGCGCAUCUUCGAGGCCAACCAAGCCGUGGAGCGGGCCGAGCAGGACGCCACAGAGGCGGACCAAGAUGCCGUCAUGUUCGAGAAACACGCGCGGCUGCACGAAGCAAAGUGCCACGAGGCCACACGCGAGAUUGAGCGCCUGACGCAGCAAGUGCUUAGAUCCGCUGUGCCGACGUCUCAACGCACGCGCCGGCUGUCACCCAGCACAACAGCACGCGGUGGUGGUGGUGGUGUGUUGGGUGGUGGGAAGAAGAAGACUGGCAAGGAAGCCAUGCUGGCAUGGUGCCAACGCAUCACGCAACCAUACAAGGAUGUGGAUAUCACCAACUUCAGCUCGUCGUUUGCAGACGGGAUGGCGUUCAUCACCAUGAUGCACCACUACUUUCCAUCCGCCAUUGACUUGUCAAAGCACUCCCCCUCCACCCAGCGCGAAAACUUUGAAAAGGCAUUCAAGGUUGCGGACGAGCGUGGCGGUGUGUAUCCGCUGCUGGACGUGGAGGAUAUGGUCGCCAUGGCCCGACCCGAUGCCCUCAGCGUCAUGACAUAUGUCAGCCAACUUCACAAGCAGCUUGCAAAGCGCGGCUGA
This is a messenger RNA of Salpingoeca rosetta, 852 nucleotides long. RefSeq lists its product as uncharacterized. The transcript is spliced from 5 exons. Bases 1 to 852 code for a protein of 283 amino acids. NCBI's taxonomy places the organism in Eukaryota, Choanoflagellata, Craspedida, Salpingoecidae. Gene Ontology annotation, molecular function: protein binding. The record is from RefSeq and is a predicted model, not a curated record.